CUUUACGCAGGCAGCAUGACGACCGCCUACGCCCUCGCCCGCACCCAAGAUAAAACAGACGUCAUCGAUAUGUUUUGGGGCUCGGCUAUGAGUGUCAACGCACUCUGGCACUCUGUCGGGAGGAGAUUGUGGCAGGGCGAGGGAGGGGGUGAUAUCUGGACUGGGAUGAGUUGGAGGGAGAAGGUGAUCCUCGGAACCCUUGUUGCUUGGGGUGGGAGAUUGACGUAUAGGAUUGUCACGAGGAAUGCGGGGAAGAGGGAGGAUUCGAGGUAUACGGACGUGAAGGAGGAGAGAAAGAAGGAGAGGAAGGGAUACUGGAACUGGGCGUACCCCGCUAUCUUCCUCUCCCAAGCCGGUAUGCAAUGGCUCAUCACCAUCCCCUCCACCCUCGCUCUACACCUCUCUACACCGCAGGCCAUCACCCCGCCUUUCUCAUUCCUCGAUUUCGUGGCGAUUACGACCCUUACCACCGGCCUCGCGACCGAAAUCGUCGCAGACUACCAACUCGACACAUUCAAAUCCAAAUCCAACGCAUCCAAGGGCAAGAUCUGCAGAGAGGGCUUAUGGGACGUCGUCCGUCACCCAAACUACCUCGGCGACAUCCUCACCCACGCCGGAAUCGGACUCCUCUCAUACCUCACCGUCCCCUCCGCCGUAUCCCCGUAUCUAUCCCCGAUCUUUGCGAUUGGACCUAUUGCGAAUUAUGUCUUUUUGAGGUAUAUCGGUGGUGAUGAAGUCACGGAACAAAACCAGCUCAAACGUUAUCGGGAGGAUGCGAAUAGGACGUAUCCGGGGAUGAGUAUCGAGAAAGCGGCGACGCAUCCCGAGUUGCAGGAGGCUAAGACCAAGUUGGUCGAGUUUGAGUCGUAUAGGAAGGAGAGGAAUGCGGUUUGGCCGUCUCUUACAGGAUUGCAGGGGGGAGGGAAGUGGUGGGUUGCGGGG
Messenger RNA from Saitoella complicata NRRL Y-17804, 942 nucleotides. Its product is annotated as DUF1295-domain-containing protein. NCBI's taxonomy places the organism in Eukaryota, Fungi, Ascomycota, Saitoellomycetes, Saitoellales, Saitoellaceae. The transcript has a single exon. Gene Ontology annotation, biological process: lipid metabolic process. The record is from RefSeq and is a predicted model, not a curated record. Gene Ontology annotation, cellular component: membrane. The annotation marks the transcript as partial. Gene Ontology annotation, molecular function: oxidoreductase activity, acting on the CH-CH group of donors.